CACAAUUAGAUUUUUUAACAACUAAAAUCAAUAUUAAAAUGAACCACAAUAACAAGAAAUUCGUGGCAAACAACACGACUCAACAAAAUACGAGAUCCUCCCAAACUUCUAGAACUACCUCCAUAACACGAACGACUUCAACGCGAUUCGUGAGUCGAUCCAGUUCAUUUGCGACGAAUGUCGUAGCAAUUAGUAGCACCUACAAUCCCGUAUACAACCAAACGAGAGGGUCACAAGCAUUUGGAACAAUAAAUCAAAUAGUCCCCGACCAACCCUUACAUAAUACACCUUCCUCAGUGCCAACUCGGUUGACAGUACCAACCCUUACAGGCAAUAACUCAAUUACUCAAGAUGCUCGACGUUUGUUGGCCAAUUCUACUAGUGCAGCUCCAGGGCCAUCAAAUCAUACAUUUUCGGAGCGGUACGACCUGAAGGAUAAAGCAUAUGUACUAAUUUUCCAUCACACGUUCAAAAAUGAUCCCGAACUACAUCGAAAAGGAACUGAACAUGAUAUAAAGUUGAUCAAGGAUGUUUUUAAAAACUAUCGUGCAGAAGUACCUAGCCCCUGUGAGGAUUACACGGUACAAAAGGUCGAGAAGAAAAUGACUGAAAUUCGGAAAAAAAGCUUUAACAACUAUUCUUGUUUGAUCGUGAUUAUUAUGAGUCACGGAGAAAGAAGAGACCUUAUAAGAGCAAAGGACAAAACGUACGAUUUUGAGGCGAAAAUUGUUGAACCGAUAUUGAUGAAUGACUCUCUUAAAAACAAGCCGAAGCUGUUUUUCGUGCAAGCCUGCAAAGGCGGUGCCACUAUGGAAACGGACUUUCAUCCCAAGGCUACCAACAAGUUCGAUAUGUUGAAGUGCUACAGCACUUAUGAAGGAACUGUAUCUAUGAGGGACACUGAAAAAGGUUCGUUUUUUAUUCAAAAUUUGUUCCAAAUAAUUGAGAAAAAUGCAGACAAAGAGAUAAUCGACAUAAUGACACUAAUUAGGAAUGAAUGUCGCAGUACAAGAGUUCAACAGGCACCAACCGAAACAUCUACGUUGACAAAAAAGUUCUAUUUCAGUGAUUUAAAGAAAAAAUAACGACACAAGUUGCAUCGGUGGACCCAACCAUGGAAAUUCAGUAUUUUAAACAAGUUUUCUAUGCAUGUGUGUCAGAAUAACAAUCGACAUCUAUAUGAUGAUGAUGAUGGUCCCACCUUUUACUCCUACAAAGGUUUUAGCUUGACGAUUUAUCUUCAAGAUAAUAUACAUGACAAUUUAACCCGAUUUGCAAACAAAAUUGAACUGGUUACAGAUACAUAUAUAAAUUCCCUCUAGAGCUUACAGUUGCUUCACAGCGAUAUUAAUGUGGAAAAACUCAGGCGUCCACCUCUUAGUUCGCCUUUUUGUCCACCUAAAAUACUCAUAAGUAAUACAAGCAAUCAAGAGUUAAUGAACAAUCAACAAAGCAUCCUAUUACAAUAGCAACCCCGCAAUCUGAUGCUAUCAUAAUUUUAAGCAAUGUCAGGAAUGCUCACGAACCCCCAACAUUUGCCAGAAAACAUACUACUAACUCAAGGUAUCUUCCAAAUAAGCUUCAAAAUUGCAUUUUUUUUUUAUCAAAUGUAAAAUUCUGUCCUCUAUAUCCGUAAUUCGCGCGCGAGGCUCAAACCUUUGUAGACUACUUUAUUUUUUAUUUAUCUACUAUUAAUUCAAAUAUUAAAAAUCCGUCAUCACCAUCGGGGCAAACAGAAAUAGAUUUUACAGUGCUACAAUAAUUAUUAAAAAGUCGUUUUGACAGCUAUCCAUAUAAAAUAAUCCAUUAGCGAUAGCUUUGUCAAAAUUCAUAAUUUGUCAAUUCAUAAAAAAAUCACUGGAUAACUGUUCAAAGGACAGAUUUAACGUGUGAAAUGCCGUGUCCUUUAAAUUCUGUAAGUGUUGCUGAACGUUGGAUAUGUCUAGACACCGAAUUGAAAACAUUUAUUCCUUUAUAAUAUAAUGAAUUUUGUGAAGCACAAGUCAAGAAAUGUGGUUUUCUUAUUUCAUCCGCGUUUUUAGUAUUAUAUCUAUUAAAGUCACUUCCUCUUUCAAUUCGAUCACACACAUAUCGAGGCAGCAAAUCGAUAACUACUUUAAAAAUGAACACCACAGUCAAAUUAUCAAUUCUCUACUUCACCGACAACCAUUGUAAGGCGUCUACCAUCUAAGUUGAGGAAGUGAAUCUAUUACAUCUCACUAUCAAACGCAUUAUUUUAUUCUGCAUGCGCUGUAAUCUAGAUAUUUGUGUUGAAAUGGCCAGAUAUAAAAUGGAAGGGCAAAAGUCUAUAUGAGGAGAGAUGAUUGAUUUGUAUAGUUGUAUUUAACUGGCAAUAGUUUAAUCGUUUUUCAGUCGACAUAGAAUUCCAUACUUCUUGGCAAUUUUCUUGAUGAUAUUGUCAAUGUAAAAGUUAAACUAAAGUUUGUCAUCAAUAAUCAUACUUUAAUCUCCCGAACGCAAUCAAUAGUCUUAUCAUCAAUUACAACAGAGACAUUCUCAUUUAAUCGAUUCCGCGAAAUUACCAUAAAUUUAGAUUUACUUGUAUUCAAUUUCAACUGCUUAUCUUUCCGGAGACGAACCAGCCCAGGGCUGAAAGUCUCCUUAAUAAAGAUAUAAAACGGCAUCAUCUUAAUCCUUAGCUGCAAUGAAUAACAUAGUAUCAUCUGCAAAAAUAUUAAUUUCGCAAAAUCCUAAAACACGUCGCAAGUCAUCAAUAUACAUAAUAAAUAACAGGGGCCCUACUACACUUCCCAGGGGCACUCCAAGUUUAUUCCCCACAGGACUGAAAACAGAAUCAUUAAAAACAGUCCGUUGAGUUCUGUCAGACAAAUAGCUUUCAAACCAUUUAUAUGCAGUACUCUUAAUUCCAAAGCGCUUGAUUGAUCUUAACAAUUAGGGCCUAGAAAUUGUUUCAAAAGUGCGUUUAAGACAGCAACAAUCGUAUCUUUACACUUCAAGAUAUUUUUCCACUUCGCUAAUGCCAAAUUCAACGCGGUUUCACAAGAAUGACCUUCCAGAUAUCCCGAUUGUUCUGGUAUCAACAAACUAUUACUAUUUAAAUACUCCAACAACUGGCCUUUAACAACAAGUUAUAAAAUUUUCUCUAAUGUGUGCAACAUGUUGAAGGGACGAAACUCUUCGGCUUUAAUCGUUCCAGCAACUUUUUGAAUAGGGACCACUAUGCAUUCUUUGCAAAUGUGUGACACAUGUCCAUUUUGCAAUGAUUCAUUAAUAAGGUUCAACAAGAUGUGGCCAAUGACAUCAAAGCAAUCUUGAAUUACUCUAGCAUUAACAGUUUCUACUCCAGCCGAUUUUUGGUAAAAUUUGAGUGAAAACCUUCAAAUCUACAACUACUAUUAACUGGCUGUUUUAUUUCGUCAAGUUCAUCGACCAAUUCAAUGGAUUGAUUAAUCAAUGAAACACUGUCUACAAAAUAAUCACUAAACAUAGCUGCAAUUACUUGUUCUGACUGUUCUAAUGUGCCAUUAAAAGUUAUGGACCGCAGUUUGCAAUUACUAGGUCUUAAUAAAGAUUUCAAAAUUUUCCAUAACUCUUUGCUGUUGUUUUGAUGCUGAUCAAUCUUCUUUUUAACAUAUUCACAACGAGUUUUCUUUAUCGAUUGUGAAUACUUAUUACGCGCGAUUGUGUACCUAUUCCAAUGAUUGUCAUUAUUAUCAUCAUUAUUAUAGAUCUACACAAUUUUUGAAACCAUUUGUCCCUGUUUCGUUUAAGACGCAAAAGAUUCAAAUUGUACCAGCUGUUCGAGUUAUUCAAAGAAACAAAUUUUUGGCCAACCACUUGAUUUGAACACGUUUUCAGAGCGUUAUUAAAAACAGCUGUAGAUUUAUCUAAGUUAUCGGCCACGAAUGGAAAAUCCACGCUUCUAUUAUCAAGAUUCGAAACACCUUACUUUGAGAAAUAUUCCAGCACUCCAGCACUUGAAUUUUUCAAAUCUAUCGUAAUCGUUAACAUGAUCUAAGACAUUAAUUACUAAGGUCUCAUGAUCGGUUAUUUUCAAAUCAGUAUCCGUAACUGAACAAAUCGAAUCAAAACUGGAAUGAACGAGGUCAAUUCAAGUUCGACUGUGCCUGGAAAGACGCGUAUAUUCAUUUACCGUUUGCUUUAAAUUGAAAAUCUCUGCAAAACGCUUCAAAUGAUAAGAGUACGCAAAUCUUCAUACAAGUGUAAAAUGACAUCAUCUUAAUCCUUAGCUGCAAUGAAUAACACAGUAUCAUCUGCAAAAAGAUUAAUAUCGCAAAAUCGUAAGACACGUUGCAGGUCAUUAAUAUACAUAGUAAAUAACAGGGGCCCUAAUACACUUCCCUGAGGAACUCCAAGGUUAUUCCCCACGGGAAUGAAAACAGAAUCAUUAAAUACAGUCCGUUGAGUUCUUUUGUUUAACUAGUUCAUUUAUUUGGAAGACUCAAUCGCGUUAGCUUUACGGAGCCGAUAGUUCAUUGUUCUUUGUUUGUAGCCCAUCCCUUGAGUUCUGUCAGACAAAUAGCUUUCAAACCAUUUAUAUGCAGUACUCGUACCCAAGUAAUACUUGCAACAUCUUGCAUGAAAAAUAAUAAAAAUUCCUGUUGUAGAUAAGUUACAUAUUAAUUGCUUUUAAAACAUCCUGCGUUAUAGUUAUAGUCAUAAAUAAGUUGCGCAAGUCAAGCAUAUUUUUCAUGGAGAUAUCUAAAGCACCUGUUCUUCAAAUAUUUCAACAUAAAAUUGACGUUUUAGCGCAUGGCAUAAGUAAAAUUUGUUGGAACCAAAUGUUAAUAAUUGCAAUUCUAAAUCGUUCAAAAGAAAGCAAACGACAAAAUUACUCUUGGCCAGAAAACAAUCCAAAAAUCCUAUCAAGUCAGACACUUCGGUGUUAUCCUCGACUCCAAGUUAACCUUUGCUGAUCACUACAAUAACUUUUUUUUAUUAUAGUCACUUUAACACUCUUGGGUCAUUCGUGACUUGUCCGGGGGUGAGAUUUGAACUCGUGACUUUGGCGUGAGAGGUAUGGAUGUUAACCACUACGCCGGGGUCGCCCCCACUACAAUAACAUUAUCUACAAAGCAAGCAACAUGCUCGGGUUCAUUAAAAGAUUUAGUUUGCACUUCAAUGAUCCCUACACAAUAAAAACACUUUACGUAGCGUGGGGCCUCUUUCGAAUAUUGUAGCAUAGUUUGGGCUUCAUAUCAUGUUACAUAUGUAAACCGCAUUGAAUCAGUUCAAAAGCAGUUCUUGUUGUUUGCUCUAAGAAAGUUGGGUUGGACGAGUUGACCAUUUCCAUCUUAUGAGUCGCGGUUGUAUGCUAAUUAAUUUAGAUGAACUCAAAAAGCGUAGAGAUUUUUUUUAACUAGUUCGUUUAUUUGAAAGUCGGAGCCGAUAGUUCAUUGUUCUUUGUUUGUAAAAAAAUUCACUUAAUUCUAGUAGGAGUUGGGCCGAAUACUCGCGGCUUACAUGAGGUUGGAGAGGUACAUUGUCGAAUGAUCAGAACAGGGGAGGAGCUUGGGGGUAAGGUUUCGUUUUUUUAUCAGAGCGUUGUCGCCAGUAUGAACGGUAGUGCGAUUCUAGUUUCGUCUGGAGUUCGAGCGAAGAGAGUUCGCAAUGAUUGCUCUUAUGAACGAUGUGAUUUUGCAAAAUAUUAAUGUAUAUAGAAGAUUAGGUGUAUGUAGUUGUUGUAGGUAAGUUGUAUUUAUAAAUAGUAGUUAUAAGUUCUUAAUUUAACGCAAUCCAAUCCCACCAAGGUGGUCAUUCUUAAAACAGGCCUGAUAAGACUGGGAGCUGUAAUUAAUAAUAAUUGAAAUUUCAAAAGAACUAAAGUGGAAAAGACGCGUCUGUGUCACUUGAGAAGUAAUACAUGUAAACCACUCAAAUACAAGAAAUAAAGAUCAUUUAAAGUCAAAAAAGUCAAUAAAAGGAAAACAUUAAUUUUUAUGCUCCCACUCGCACACUCCGGAAUAGAAAUUUGUGUAGCAUCAACAAUCAAAGAACAGACUGUGCCAAAAAUAGCCCAUUGAAUAUAAUGAUGUCUUGCUUUAAUACAUACUGUGAAUCUAUUGACAUAACAAUGAAUAAGAGUACGCUUCAAAAAACUAUCUUCACGAGGUAAGCAAGGCAUCAAUAAUAAAAUAUAAAUGUUAUGCAAGUACUUGUAGUAAAAUUGUAACAAUUAGCGUUUAAGUAAAAUUGUAAAACGGUCUGCACUGAUUGACGACAAAUAAAUAAAUAGUGUAAUA
Ochlerotatus camptorhynchus is the source of this 6245-nucleotide messenger RNA. Its product is annotated as caspase-7-like. The coding region runs from base 39 to 1085 and encodes 348 amino acids. Lineage: Eukaryota; Metazoa; Arthropoda; Insecta; Diptera; Culicidae. Gene Ontology annotation, molecular function: cysteine-type endopeptidase activity. The transcript has 5 exons. Gene Ontology annotation, biological process: proteolysis. The record is from RefSeq and is a predicted model, not a curated record.